Molecule: messenger RNA, 1295 nt
Organism: Rhododendron vialii
Lineage: Eukaryota; Viridiplantae; Streptophyta; Magnoliopsida; Ericales; Ericaceae
Product: protein MAIN-LIKE 1-like
Exons: 2
Coding region: 234-1295 (353 amino acids)
Biological process (GO): meristem maintenance; meristem development
Source: RefSeq, a predicted model, not a curated record
UGAAAACCACUGGCUCUGAAAACCCUCCCACCCCUCCAUUCCCCUCCGCUCCACUUUUGAAACCCACCCAAACCACCACCACCACCAUUCCCUUCCCCCUUCUUCCCGCUCUUCUCCCUCACUGCCUCCGUUGUCUCCAUUGUCGAAGCACCACCGCCACACAACAGCAAGCACACCACGGUGGCAUCACUACCAUCACCAUCAUCGUCCGACCCAACUCCUUAAAAAGAAAAAUGAAGAGGACUCGUCCUACUAUUUCAGCAAGGAAGAGGAAGGCUAACCAAACUUUAACUUCAGAAGUUGGAGAAGUUGGAGGGAAAGGACGACGACAGAGGCAGAAGAAGGUUGUCAUAGAGGCUAGGGAGGAGGAGAACAGGCCUGAGGUAGAGCAACAAGUGAAGGAGGAUGCUAUAAAGGCGGAGGAGGAGGCCAGGCCCGAUGCACAGGCAGAGGAGGAUGAGGCCAGGCCCGAUGGACAAGCGGAGGAGGAGGCCGGGCCCGAUGCACAGAUGGAGGAGGAGGCCAGGACCGAUGCACACAUUGAGGCGGUAGAGCCAGAAGCCGAGCGACAUGAGGACGAUGCACAUACCGAGGCUUCGAUUGUACGCAGAGGGCGAAGGGGAGGGCGACAACAGAGGCAGAGGCAUGAUGAGGUUCCGGUUGGUCCAGAAGUUCCAAGCUUGUUAAAGGAUUUCAGGAAUCAUGUUGCAGCUGAUAUUUGGAAUGGUAGGGAACGACAGUUGUUGAAAAUAUAUAACCACUCGCGUUAUCUAAAAAUUUGGGAGCUACCGACAACCAAUCGUAGGUUCAUGGGUAGAGUUACAGCUUCAGGGUUGCUUCCACUCGCUCAAAUUACUUACAAGUAUUGCAACAAGGUGUUAGUGUCUUCAUUUGUGGAGAGGUGGCACCCAGAGACAAACAGCUUCCACUUUGGGUUUGGGGAGAUGACCAUUACACUAGAAGACGUGUUGUAUCUUGUUGGGCUCCCAGUUGAGGGGUUAGUUGUGCAUGUAGAGGUUCAUAGUAGGGAGGAUUGUGUUGCUCUUGUGCAUAGAUGUCUUGGUGUGACAAUGGAUGAAGCGAGUGACGUUGUUUCUUGUGGUGGUGUUGAAUUGCACUGGUUGAAAAAUAAAUUCAUGAAUGUGGGAAAUGAUGCCACGGAUGAGAGGGUGGAUUAUUGUGUACGGGCUUUCUUGUUGUACCUUCUCGGGACCACACUAUUUGUGGACAAGACUGGAAUUAGGGUGAAUGUUUCCUACCUCGCUCUUGCAAUGUUCAGACUGGAAUUAGGGUGA